GAGGGCUUCUUCUCUGACUCUCGUCUUCUCUGCUCCGCUUUCUGCUCACUAGGAGCUAAUUCCGCUUCUCUUUUUCAGUUCCGACUUGCUCUCCCGUCUGAAGAGGCAAUACACACUUCGAGACUUUUUUGCCUCAGCUGUUUCAAAGUUUUCAAUCUCCUGGUAAUAUGGAUGAUGAAAGGCGGUCGUCUUAUGGGAACUACAAGUCGGGUGGUUCCAGAAAACGAUUAAACUUGGAAUUGGAUAAUGGGAGGUACAAGCGGCGCAACACUAAUGAUGUUCAUAAUGCUAAACCCACCGAUACUAUAUAUCGCAUUCUUUGCCCAAUCAAGAAAGUUGGUAGUGUUCUCGGGAAAGGGGGCGAUAUAGUUAAUGCUUUGAGAAAAGAAACACACGCUAAGAUACGAGUCGUUGAUGCCAUUCCUGGUGCAGACGAGCGAGCAAUUAUUAUAUUCAAUUAUUUGCAACAACGAGAUGAACGAAAUAGUAAAAGCUAUAACAUCAGUGGUGAUGAUCUGGAUAUGAAUCCACAUUGUCCAGCACAGGAUGCUCUUCUAAAAAUUCAUGAUAGGAUUGCGGCAGACGAAUAUAUGCGCGGCGGAGUGGUGCAUGAAAGUGCUGAGCCUGAUGAUGAUGUGGUUGCACGUAUUCUCGUCCCUCAAAUUCAAGUUGGCUGCCUUCUUGGAAAGGGUGGAAAUGUAAUUAAAAAAUUACGGCAGGAUUAUACUGCGAACAUUCGCAUAUUACCUUCAGAGGAGCUUCCACCGUGUGCUAUGAGAUCCGACGAACUAGUUCAGAUAUCUGGUAAGCCAAUCAAUGUCAAAAGGGCUCUUUUUGAGAUUUCUACGUUAUUGCACCAUCAUCCACGAAAGGAUACUCCUUCUUUAGAUGAUAUUAUAUCUGCAAGUACACAACACAUCCACCAAUCAGGCCCCGAAAUCUCCCCUCCUUUGCCACACAGAAAUCCAAUGCUGUCUCGCUAUUCGCCACCAACACCAUGGUUUGAUGGAUAUAGAAUUGAAUCACAUAGUCAUGGUCCAAGUAGUUUUAACCAUGGUGCUGACAGAAACGGAACAUUGGAGGAUUUUUCCAUAAAAAUUCUGUGUUCUACGGAGAAGAUUGGCAGCAUAAUCGGUAAAAGUGGUGCAAAUGUUAAACAAUUAGAGAAACAAACUGGUGCUAGAAUUCAUGUUGAGGGCUCUGAUUCUGAUGCUAAGGAACGAGUUAUUGUUGUUUCUUCGAUGGAGGUUCCAUCAAAUCCAAUUUCAUCAACCAUUGAGGCUGUUCUUCAACUUCUGGGAAGAACUUGUGAAGAAACUGAAAAAGGUAAAGUCACAACAAGGCUCCUCGUCUCCUCGAGUAAAGUUGGUUGCAUUCUUGGAAAAGGUGGAAAUGUAAUUAGAGAAAUGAGGCAUCGUACCCAAGCUCAUAUACAUGUUUUUUCAGAAUCUGAAAAACCAAAGUAUGCAUCUGAUGAUGAAGCACUUGUUCAGAUAUCUGGAAAUGAGAGGGUUGUUGAGACCGCUCUCUUAGAGAUUGCAUCCAGGCUCAGGUCAAAGUCUCUUCAAGGAGGAAUUGUUCCUGCAGAUCCUUUGGCUAUCGGACCAGGACGUGGAUUUACUCCAGAAAGUUUCUCUAGAAGAGCAAGGCAACCAUCUACUGCUGUUGGUUCUGCAGACCGACCUUUCUACGACUACCCAAUGGGUUAUGAUCAUCCUAAGGGCUCAGAUUAUUUGAGGAGCUAUGAGCAUCAAAAGAGUUAUGAUUAUCCGAAGGGCUAUGACUAUCCAAAGGGUUCUGACUAUCCGAAGGGCUAUGACUACCCAAAGAGUUCUGACUAUCCAAAGGAUUAUGACUACCCAAAGAGCUAUGACUAUCCUAAAGAUUAUGAAUAUCCAAAGGGCUCUGAUUACAUUGAGAGUUAUGAUUACCCAAAGGAUGCUGUUCGACAAUAUUACUCUCAUGAUUAUCGUGGUCCAUUGCAUCCUGCUGGUUACUCUGACACGAGGAAUGCUAUGGAGGUCAAAACUCCAAGGAGCUCAGUUCUUGGAAUUGGUGGAAGCCAUAUUUCUACUGCUCAUCAGGUGCCCCCAAGCUCACCAUGGAGAUACAGAGAUCAUGCCAGGCGAUGAAAUUCGUGCAGACCUUAAA
This is a messenger RNA of Phalaenopsis equestris, 2151 nucleotides long. RefSeq names its product KH domain-containing protein At4g18375-like. Gene Ontology annotation, molecular function: mRNA binding. Gene Ontology annotation, biological process: regulation of gene expression. Lineage: Eukaryota; Viridiplantae; Streptophyta; Magnoliopsida; Asparagales; Orchidaceae. The transcript has 8 exons. The coding region runs from base 168 to 2132 and encodes 654 amino acids. Gene Ontology annotation, cellular component: nucleus; cytoplasm. The record is from RefSeq and is a predicted model, not a curated record.